Messenger RNA from Cyprinodon tularosa, 1256 nucleotides. RefSeq names its product stearoyl-CoA desaturase (delta-9-desaturase) (gene scd). Gene Ontology annotation, molecular function: palmitoyl-CoA 9-desaturase activity; stearoyl-CoA 9-desaturase activity; iron ion binding. The coding region runs from base 186 to 1196 and encodes 336 amino acids. Gene Ontology annotation, cellular component: endoplasmic reticulum membrane. Gene Ontology annotation, biological process: unsaturated fatty acid biosynthetic process; response to fatty acid. The transcript is spliced from 6 exons. NCBI's taxonomy places the organism in Eukaryota, Metazoa, Chordata, Actinopteri, Cyprinodontiformes, Cyprinodontidae. The record is from RefSeq and is a predicted model, not a curated record.
CGGCUUCUGCGCUCUGAUUGGUCAGUCACAUUAGAGGCUGAAUCUAUCAUUGAUGUUCGACACAGAGCUGACAACAACACUCUUUCUGGGUUACUGUAAUUUUAGGUCAAGUGCGCCAGCUUGGACUACUUUUAUAGCACACAUAGCACCUUCCCUUCUUUGGGCAUCACUCUUUUAAAGCCAACAUGACUGGGUGUGAACCGUUGGAAAAGAAGAAGCAGCAGCAGCACACGUCGGUUAACGGGGACGUUUGCUCAGAGGCAGCCGUGGAAGAUGCGUUUGAUCACACUUACAAGGAGAAAGAGGGCCCAAAACCUCCCAGAGUCAUGGUGUGGAGAAAUGUCAUCCUCAUGACUCUGUUGCAUAUAGGAGCAGCUUACGGCUUAUUCCUCAUCCCUACAGCAUCUCCCUCUACUUUGCUUUGGUCUUUAGUCUGCUUUCUGCUAAGUGCUUUAGGAGUUACAGCAGGAGCUCAUCGUUUGUGGAGUCACAGGGCCUACAAGGCGUCUCUACCUCUGAGGAUCUUUCUUGCUCUUAGUAAUUCCAUGGCCUUUCAGAACGACAUCUUUGAGUGGGCUCGAGACCACCGGGUUCAUCACAAAUACUCCGAGACGGACGCAGACCCCCACAAUGCCGGAAGGGGCUUCUUCUUCUCUCACAUCGGCUGGCUGCUGGUCCGAAAACAUCCUGACGUCAUCGAGAAGGGCCGCAAGCUGGAGCUCAGUGACCUGCUUGCUGACAAAGUUGUGAUGUUUCAGAGAAGGCACUACAAGCUCUCUGUGCUGCUAAUGUGCUUCUUCAUCCCGAUGUUUGUGCCUUGGUACUUCUGGGGCGAGUCGCUUUGGGUGGCCUACUUCAUCCCGGCCCUGCUGCGGUACACCUUGGUACUGAACGCCACCUGGCUCGUCAACAGCGCGGCACACAUGUGGGGAAACAGGCCAUACGACAGGGACAUCAACCCUAGAGAGAACAGAUUCGUCACUUUCAGCGCAAUAGGUGAGGGAUUUCACAACUACCACCACACUUUCCCCUACGACUAUGCCACCAGCGAGUACGGCUGCAAGCUGAACCUCACCACCUGCUUCAUCGACUUCAUGUGCUUUCUGGGCCUGGCUAAGGAUCGCAAGAGGAUGUCCCGUGAGGUUGUCCUGUCUCGGAUACAGCGCACCGGAGACGGAAGUCACCGCAGUGGCUAAAAAAAACAAAACCCAAACAAACAAAAUUAAAAUACCCAAAAGUCGUUGUCCUGUUCUAAA